Panthera uncia (snow leopard) is the source of this 4170-nucleotide messenger RNA. RefSeq names its product papilin, proteoglycan like sulfated glycoprotein (gene PAPLN). Gene Ontology annotation, biological process: extracellular matrix organization. Lineage: Eukaryota; Metazoa; Chordata; Mammalia; Carnivora; Felidae. Gene Ontology annotation, molecular function: serine-type endopeptidase inhibitor activity; metalloendopeptidase activity. Gene Ontology annotation, cellular component: extracellular matrix. The coding region runs from base 1 to 4047 and encodes 1348 amino acids. The transcript has 28 exons. The record is from RefSeq and is a predicted model, not a curated record.
AUGGGGCGGGGAGAAGCCAGCCAGCAGCAAGGAGAGAAAGUCCAACCUCCGCAGGCGUUCCGCGCGGCCAGGCCAACCUCCCAUUCCAGGGGCGGGCACCGACGGAGCAGUGCUGCGUGCCCCGCGCGCCGGGAGACCCAGGCUGAGAUGCAGGCCGAGAUCCAGAUGUUCCUGCUCGUGCCCCUGCUGCUGGCCCCGGCCCCUGGGUCCUCGGCUCCCAAGGUGAGGCGGCAGAGUGACCUCUGGGGCCCCUGGGGCAGCUGGGGCCCCUGCAGCCGGACCUGCGGAGGGGGCAUCAGCUUCCGGGAGCGCCCCUGCUACUCCCAGAGGACAGACGGAGGCUCCAGCUGCGUGGGCCCUGUCCGGAGCCACCGUUCUUGCCACACUGAGAGCUGCCCCACCGGUGCCAGGGACUUCCGGGCUGAGCAGUGUGCCCAGUUCGACGGCCAGGACUUCCAGGGAAAGCGUUACAAAUGGCUGCCCUACUACGGGGCCCCGAACAAGUGUGAACUGAACUGCAUUCCCAAGGGGGAGAACUUCUACUACAAGCACAGGGAGGCUGUUGUGGACGGGACGCCCUGCGAGCCUGGCAAACGGGACGUGUGUGUGGAGGGCAGCUGCCGGGCCGUUGGCUGUGACCACAACCUAGACUCAUCAAAGGAGGAGGACAAGUGUCUGCAGUGUGGGGGUGACGGCACCACCUGCUACCCCGUCACAGGCACCUUUGAUGCCAAUGACCUCAGCAGAGGCUACAACCAGAUUCUCAUAAUUCCCUCGGGGGCUACCAGUAUCCGGGUGGAGGAGGUGGCCGCCAGCAGGAACUUCCUGGCGGUGAAGAGCAUCCGUGGCGAAUACUACCUCAACGGGCACUGGACCAUCGGGGGUGCCUGGGCCCUGCCUGUGGCCAGCACUGUCUUGUACUACGAGCGAGGGGCCGAGGGGGACCUGGCGCCUGAGCGGCUCCUGGCUCGCGGCCCCACCUCAGAGCCCCUAGUCAUUGAGCUCCUCAGCCAGGAGCCCAACCCAGGCGUGAGCUACGAGUACCACCUGCCCCUGGGCAGCCCCCGGCCCGGCUUCCACUGGAGCCACGGCUCGUGGAGUGACUGCAGCACCGAGUGCGGUGGAGGUCACCAGUCCCGCCCAGUGUUCUGCACCACUGACAACGAGGUCUACCCUGACCACAUGUGCCAGCCCCAGCUGCGGCCGACUGACCACCGCCCCUGCAGCACUCACCCCUGUCCGCAGACCAAGCGGACCUCUUACCUGCACCAGCCCAGAGCGUGGCACCUUGCUGGGGCCCAGCGUGCCUGCAGGAACAGCUGGAAGACGGGGCCCUGGUCGCCCUGCUCAGCCUCCUGUGGCGGCGGCUCCCAGUCCCGCUCUGUCUACUGCGUCUUGUCCGAUGGGGCUGGCGUCCAGGAGGCCACUGAGGAGGCCGAGUGUGCAGGCCUGCCCGGGAAGCCCCCCACCAUGCGGCCUUGCAACCUGCAGCGCUGUGCGUCCUGGAGCGCGGAGCCCUGGGGAGAGUGUUCUGUCAGCUGUGGUCCCGGGAUCCGGAAGCGGAGUGUCACUUGUCGGGGCGACGAGGGGUCUCUGCUCCAGGCGACAGCGUGCUCCUUGGAGGACCGCCCCCCCGUCUCUGAGCCCUGCGCGCAUGAAGACUGUCCCCCCGUCAGCGACCAGGCCUGGCAUGUGGGCGCCUGGGGUCUAUGCUCCAAGAGUUGCAGCUCGGGCACUCGGCGUCGCCAGGUCGUCUGUGCCCUCGGGCUGCCCAGCCGCUGUGGGAGCCUGGCGCAGUCCAAGCCUGGGGAGGUGGAGCCCUGUAACACACAGCCCUGCCACCUUCCUCCAGGUGUCCCCAGCAUGCAGGACAUGCACAGCAGCCCCGGGGAUCCUCGCAUAUCUCUGGGGCCUCAGGCGGCCCCCACCUCAGAUUCCAGAGGCCAGUGGUGGGCCCGUCAAGAGCAACCCUUGGCCCAAGGAAACCCCACAGGAGCCCAGGGCCUCCACCUGCCCGCCCCAGCCCCCUCUUUUCAGCAAUCCCCACACAGACAGUCUGGCUUGGCACCCCACGACUGCAGACUCAGCCCCUAUGGGUGCUGUCCUGACGGCCACACUGUAUCUCUUGGGCCACAGUGGCAGGGCUGUCCUGGGGCCUCAUGUCAGCAGAGCAGGUACGGGUGCUGCCCUGAUGGGGUGUCUGUGGCUGAGGGGCCCCAUCAAGCUGGCUGUGCAGCAUCUUACAGCAGUGAUAAGACCGGGAGAAGGCCGGUGUCGAGAGCAGUGGCUUCCACAGCUCCCAAGGCCCACCAGCCCCAGGCUCAGCAGAAGGAGCCCAGUGAGUGCCAGGGCUCCCGGUUUGGCUGUUGCUAUGAUAAUGUGGCCUCUGCUGCUGGUCCUCUUGGGGAAGGCUGUGUGGGCCAGCCCGGCUAUGCCUACCCUGUGCGGUGCCUGCUGCCCAGUGCCCAUGGCUCCUGCACAGACUGGGCCGCACGCUGGUACUUCGUCCCCUCCGUGGGCCAGUGUAACCGCUUCUGGUAUGGCGGGUGCCAUGGCAACGGCAAUAACUUUGCCUCCGAAGAGGAGUGCGUGAGCAGCUGCCGGGGACGUCAACAGGAGCCCCCCAGACCUGAGCCUGGGGCCUCUGGCCAGAGCACCCAUAGAGACGGUGGUGGCAGCGGUCCUGGAGGCCAGCAAGAGGCCGGCGGGCACAGGACGGGGGCCGCAGUCCAGACGAGGCCCUUGCCUUCUGGUGGCCUCUGGUGGCGAGACCGAGAGCCUGGGCCUGGAGAGGAGGGCCACGCCCAGGCCUUUGGAGAGAGGCCCCUGGGCCAGGAGCUUGGGCCCAGUGCCCCUGGACUGGGCGGAGAUGCCGGGAGGCCAGCGGCGCCCUCCCACAGCUCUUCCUACAGGAUCAGCUUGGCAGGCUCGGAGCCAGCCCUGGUGCAGGCGGCCCUGGGGCACUUAGUGCGGCUCUUCUGUCAAGACGACACCUCCCUGGAGCCCCAUGCCAGGUGGCAGAAAGAUGGGCGGCCCAUCUCCUCUGACAGGCACAAGCUGCAGCCUGAUGGCUCCCUGGUCAUCAGUCCCCUGCGGGCAGAGGACACUGGCACCUACAGCUGUGGCAGCAGCAGGCCAGGCCGUGACUCUCAGAAGAUCCAGCUUCGUGUCACAGGGGGUGAUGUGGCCGUGCUGUCUGAGGCUGAGCCAAGGCACUUCCCUCAGACCAGGGACCCAGCCCAGGGCCACAGUCCUCGGGAGUCCAGCCUAGUGGGGAACGCGGGGGGCCUGGGGGCUGUCUCCUCCUUGCAGAUUCGGCCCACGACCAGGCUGCUUCUGGACAGGAACCAGCCUAGGGUGGUGGACGCCCAUCCAGGUCAGCGGAUCCGGUUGACCUGUCGUGCUGAGGGCUUCCCACCCCCAGUCAUUGAGUGGCAAAGAGAUGGGCAGCCCCUCUCCUCCCCCAGACACCAGCUGCAGCCCGAUGGCUCUCUGGUCAUCAGCCACGUGGCUCUGGAAGAUGGCGGCUUCUAUGCCUGUGUCGCUUUCAACGGGCAGGACCGAGACCAGAGAUGGGUCCAGCUCAGAGUUCUGGGGGAGCUGGCCAUCACAGAACUGCCCUCUACUAUGCUGGUGCCAGAGGGUGACACGGCCAGGCUGCUAUGCGUGGUGACAGGAGAAAGCGUAAACAUCAGGUGGUCCAGGAAUGGGCUGCCGGUGCGGGCCGACGGGCAUCGAGUCUACCAGUCCCCAGAUGGCACACUGCUGAUCCACAACCUGCAGCCCAGAGACGAGGGCUCCUACACGUGCAGUGCCUACCGUGGAAGCCAGGCAGUCAGCCGCAGCACGGAGGUGAAGGUGGGCCCGCCGGCACUGGCAGCCCAGCCCAGGGACCUCAGCAGGGAGUGUACGGAUCAGCCUGAGCUGGCCAACUGUGAUUUGAUCCUGCAGGCCCAGCUCUGUGGCAAUGAGUAUUACUCCAGCUUCUGCUGUGCCAGCUGUUCCCGCUUCCAGCCUCACGCUCGGCCUGUCUGGCAGCAGGGAUGAAGGCUAGCUCCAGCCCCAGUCCUGAAGCAAGUCUCUGGCUGCUGUCUCUGGCUGGCAAAGGGAGCGAUCUUCUAGAGAAUGGGCUCUUUCAGCCCCCGACCCCCCCCCCCCCCCCCCCCCCCC